Molecule: messenger RNA, 4377 nt
Organism: Halichondria panicea
Lineage: Eukaryota; Metazoa; Porifera; Demospongiae; Suberitida; Halichondriidae
Exons: 2
Coding region: 288-1520 (410 amino acids)
Molecular function (GO): nucleic acid binding; zinc ion binding
Source: RefSeq, a predicted model, not a curated record
AGGACGUGUGGUAUCCUUACGACAUGGAACUAACAUUAAGAUAAAGACUUGUGAUUCCGUAAAUACUGUACUGUAAACCUGUGAUUCCGUAAAUACUGUGUUGUGUUAGUUCUAGUGGUUUCAUGUUCUUAUUUAGUCAUUUCUGUACUAUUGUUCUAGAAGGUUCUUUCUAGUAUUGUUUUUGUAUAAAUAGCCUGUGUAUUUUGUAUGUAUCAGAGUUCUGAUUUAAUGAAUUAUUGAAGUUAUCUCACUGGCGACGAGGAUUGUGGAUCAAGUAGCCUACAGCAAUGGCAGCCACACACUAUGGAACUCUCAACAAUUACAGACCAGACCAAGAGUCUAUCAAGACCUACCUGGAUCAGGUAGACCUCUACUUCACGGCGAAUACAGUCCCUGAUGAUAAGCAAGUACCUAUUCUCCUCAGCUCCAUUGGUGCAAUGACCUACAGUCUUCUAUGUGACUUGCUUGCACCUGAGGCUCCCAAAUCGAAGACAAAGGGAGAAAUAUUUGCUGCACUACGGAAGCACUACGAACCGACACGAGCGGUGAUCGCAGAACGUUUUCAUUUUCAAAAAAGGGAUCAAGUCCCUGACGAAUCUUUAGCAGAAUACGAUGCAGCUCUACGCAAGCUGGCAACACACUGCAAUUUUGGGGCGUAUCUCACUGAAGCCCUACGUGACCGUUUCGUUGCAGGACUCCGAAGCGAAGCAAUGCAAAGAAGACUAUUAGCCGAAACAGAACUUACUUUGAAGAGAGCAAUGGAAAUCGCACAGGGAAUGGAAGCAGCAGAAAGCAACACCAGAGCACUCAAGGCCAGCAACCCCUCCAUCAAGAGCAUACAAAGCAAAAGGAGACCGCAGCCAAACCAACCUUGUUACCGCUGUGGAAAGUCGAAUCACUCUGCAGCUGAUUGCCGUUUCAAGGAUGCAGAGUGUCAUUCAUGUGGAAAGCAGGGACACAUAGCACCAGCCUGCCGCUCCAACCCACCCUCUCAGUUCAAGAAGACAGAGAAGAGACGAUUCAAAACUCACCUAGUGGAACCAGAUGGGAACAGCUUGACCGACUCAGAAGCUGACACUUACCACCUAUACCGAUUGACCGAGCCUUCUACACAGCCGAUCACAGUUACAGUCAAGAUCGAGGAUACUCCACUCAAGAUGGAAAUCGAUACCGGAGCUGCAAUAUCUAUUAUCUCUGAGGCCACCAGAAAGGCCAAGUUCUCUAAAUUCAAGCUGCGUGGCUCGGCUGGUGCUGGUGGUGGUUGCUGGAAGUGGACCAAGUCUUUUUGGACGCAAUUGGCUGAAGUACCUCCAGUUGGACUGGAAAUGUAUUGCAACUGUCAAAUCUCCCCCUGCAGGUACACUAAAGAAUUUGUUACACGAAUACGAUUCAUUGUUCAAGGACGAGUUAGGUACUGUGACCUCACACAAAGCCACUCUCAGAGUACGGCCAGAUGCUACUCCUCGGUUUUUCAAACCACGUCCUGUUCCUUAUGCAACCAAAGAGGCUAUUGGAGAUGAAUUGGACCGCAUGGAGCAACAAGGUAUCAUCCAGAAAAUACCUAGCAGUGACUGGGCAGCACCGUUGGUCGCAGUUCCCAAGAAAGACGGACGUUUUCGACUCUGCGGCGACUAUAAAGUGACUAUCAACCAAGACCUUGAAGUUGAUCAGUACCCCUUGCCUAAACCCGAAGACCUAUUCGCAACACUAGCAAAUGGCUCCCUUUUCACUAAGCUUGAUUUGUCACAAGCGUAUCUACAGGUCGAACUCGAUAAGGACUCUACCAAAUACGUGACUAUCAACACCCAUCAAGGGUUAUACCAGUUCAGCUGACUUCCUUUUGGCGUGGCGUCAGCCCCAGCAAUAUUCCAAAGACUGAUGGACACCAUCCUACGUGGAGUGCCUCACGUUAUCUGCUACUUAGACGAUCUGUUGAUAACAGGAGUGGAUGAAGAAGACCACCUACACAAUCUGGAGCAAGUCCUCAAACUUUUUACGGAACACGGGUUGCGAUUGAAGAAGGAAAAUGUAUCUUUUUGGCCAAGUCGGUAGAAUAUCUUGGUCAUCAGAUCAGCAAAGAGGGAAUCCAAGCUCUUCCAAGUAAAGUUGAUGCUAUUGCACAGGCUCCAGAACCAAAGAAUGUUCAAGAACUUCCCUCGGGUUGCUGAACUACUACGGAAAGUUCAUCAAGAAUCUCUCUAGCAUCCUUUACCCAAUCAACCAACUUCUGCAAGCGAGUCAUAAGUGGGAAUGGACACAGGAAUGUCAGGAAGCUUUUACAGAAGCAAAGAAACAACUUACAUCAUCUGAUGUGCUCACCCACUAUGACCCGGACCUACCAAUCAACAUGGCUGCGGACGCGUCAGCCUACGGCAUUGGAGCCGUUAUUUCUCAUGUACUACCAGACGGGGCUGAGAGACCAAUCUGUUUUGCUUCACGCACGCUAACGACAAGCGAACAAAACUAUGCUCAACUCGAGAAAGAAGCACUGGCAUUGGUAUUUGGUACCAAGAAGUUUCACCAGUAUUUGUAUGGCAGGAAAUUCACGUUAAUCACUGAUCACAAACCUCUGACAGCUAUAUUUGGCCCAAAGAAAGGAAUACCGUCCCUAGCAGCUGCUCGUCUCCAACGUUGGGCAAUUUUUCUCUCAGGUUAUGAUUACAAUAUCCAAUUCAAGCCCACUCAAGCACACAGCAAUGCUGAUGCAUUAUCACGUCUCCCCUUGCCAGUACAAGAUUCGUACGAAACGGCUGACAUUAAUGCUAUUCACACUUUCAAUGUGGCUCAAAUCGAAGCUCUUCCUGUAACAUCUCAGCAGGUGCAGACGGCUACCCGACGUGACCCAACCUUAAGCAAGGUGUUAAAGUAUGUCAAAUCAGGAUGGCCACAGAAAGUGACACCGGAUCUACAACCAUAUUUCAACCGCCGUCUUGAAAUUGGCAUCGAAAGUGGUUGCUUGAUGUGGGGAAUUCGCACAAUCAUUCCACAGAACCUGCAUGCAAAGACCCUUCGUGCUCUCCAUGAGAACCACCCUGGAAUGUCCCGAAUGAAGGCUAUUGCCCGCAGUUACGUGUGGUGGAGUGGACUCGAUAAAGACAUCGAAAACCAAGCAAAAGCGUGCCUAUCGUGCCAGGAACAAGCCUCUAAACCUGCAUUAGCACCACUCCAUCCUUGGGUUUGGCCAAACAGCCCAUGGAAAAGGAUCCAUAUUGACUACGCUGGUCCAUUCUUGAACAAAAUGUUUCUAGUGGUUGUAGACGCCCAUUCCAAGUGGCCAGAAGUGAUUCAGAUGUCUUCCACUACGUCUCAAAACACGAUCGAGGCACUGCAAGCACUAUUUGCUCGGUAUGGACUACCAGAACAGAUUGUUUCCGACAAUGGUGCACAAUUCACAUCCCAAGAAUUUAGCGAUUUUGUUCAAGCCAAUGGCAUAAGACACAUACGAAGUGCUCCAUACCAUCCCUCCACGAACGGCCAAGCUGAACGAUUUGUACAAACGUUCAAAAGAGCCAUGAAAGCUGGAGAGAGAGAAGGACUGAGUUUGAAAACAAGAUUGGCUCAGUUUUUACUGUCAUACCGCUCAACUCCACAUGCUACCACUAACGUCUCACCGAGUGAACUGUUCCUUCAAAGAAAAGUACGUACACGAUUCGAUCUCCUCAAACCAAACACAGAGGGAAACGUAUCUGACAAGCAGAUGAAACAGAAACAGCAACAUGACAAACAUGCUAAACCAAGGACGUUCUCUGUUGGUCAACAAGUAAUGCUCAAAGAUUUCGGUACAUGGCUUCCAGGAAGCAUUGUACAACAGACAGGACCAGUAUCUUACAAAGUGGAAAUUGAUGAUGGCAGGAUACUACGUCGACAUAUCGACCACAUACGUGAUAGAACUCAUUCUCUUUCCACCACCGAGUCGUCACAAGACGAUAUAACAAAUCCAAACGAUUUUGACGAUACGGCAGCUCACAAGGAUUUGCAAGAUUUUGAAGUUUCCCCUGAUCAGUCAACUGAUCCGUCUCCGACCCCACCUGAUGAGUCACCCUCGACUGGUGCAUUAACAGCUCGACAAUAUCCGCAAAGAAAUCGCAACAGGCCUGAUCGAUAUGGUGGGUACACUAACAUUUAACAGGGGAGGAAAUGUGGUAUCCUUACGACAUGGAACUAACAUUAAGAUAAAGACUUGUGAUUCCGUAAAUACUGUACUGUAAACCUGUGAUUCCGUAAAUACUGUGUUGUGUUAGUUCUAGUGGUUUCAUGUUCUUAUUUAGUCAUUUCUGUACUAUUGUUCUAGAAGGUUCUUUCUAGUAUUGUUUUUGUAUAAAUAGCCUGUGUAUUUUGUAUGUAUCAGAGUUCUGAUUUAAUGAAUUAUUGAAGUUA